Messenger RNA from Medicago truncatula (barrel medic), 2719 nucleotides. Its product is annotated as sister chromatid cohesion 1 protein 2. Gene Ontology annotation, biological process: replication-born double-strand break repair via sister chromatid exchange; sister chromatid cohesion. Gene Ontology annotation, cellular component: cohesin complex. Gene Ontology annotation, molecular function: protein binding; chromatin binding. The coding region runs from base 132 to 2453 and encodes 773 amino acids. The transcript has 14 exons. The record is from RefSeq and is a predicted model, not a curated record. Lineage: Eukaryota; Viridiplantae; Streptophyta; Magnoliopsida; Fabales; Fabaceae.
UUUACUCGACCGUUUCUUAUUUUCAUACAAUGUUUUCUGAAACAUAGCAGAGUGAAGUGACAUCAUAGUACACUUUUUCUUUCAUUCAAAGACAGAAAACAACAUAGUACUUUGUGAAGAAGAAGAAGAAAAUGUUGAAAUCUAAGAAAGGGUUAUGUUCAAGUAAAAAUCCAUUGUGGGUUGCAGCUUUUUUCUUCAAACAACUUAAGAAAGCUCAAAUUUUGGAUAGUGACAUUUCUUCUGCUGUGGACCAGAUUUUGCAUCAUGAAAUGGAUGCUGUUUCCUAUCGACUGCUCGGAUAUCUUCUUUCUGGUGUUGUUAAAAUAUACUCAAAGCAGGUUGAGUAUCUACUCGAUGAUUGCAACAAGGUGCUUUUUGGAAUCAACAAAUUUGUGAUCAAAACAAAGAGCAACACACCUGUGGAGAAAUUGCGCAUGUCUUUUAUCAUGCCAGAAACAUUUGAUUUGGAUGCUAUCGAUCUCGGUACACCUGAAGAUACUUCCAGAUUCCAUACUGCUCUCCCAGAACAAAUCACUCUAAAAGAUGUUUUGUCAAAUACUGCGGGAUUCAUGCAGUUUUCUCAGGAGAGGUUUGACGAUUUUGGUUUGGGUGAAACUAGCUGCUCUCUUGACCACUUUAUGGCUGAAAAUGUUCUUGAAACUCCAUUGCUGAACUUUGACUUCGAAGCUUUUCCUUCGAGUAGUUCAACAAAUUUACUGGCAAGCAAGGAUAUAUUGCAAAGCCGCAUAUCCGGUCAAAAUGUGGACGAGUUCCAUGAAGAGAAUAGAAUCUCUCGAGAGGAAUCAAUAGAUAAGAGUAUGUUUUUGGGAAGACAGAAGGAAGCGGUUUUACCUUCUGCAUCUUUUAAUGAGUCUCGGCAAAUUGGUAUCGAGCAUAAUAUGGCAAUGGAAUCAUUAAGAUCGUUAUGCCAAAUGGAUCAGGAAAAUGUUAGCGUUGAUGAAACACUAGCUUUCCGCGUAUCCAGUCAAAAUGUGGACGAGUUCCAUGAAGAGAGUAGAAUCUCUCAAGAGGAAUCAACAGAUAUCAGUAUGUUUUUGGGAACACAGAAGGAAGUGGUUUUACCUUCUGCAUCCUUUAAUGAGUCUCGACAAAUUGGUAUCGAGCAUAAUAUGGCAAUGGAAUCAUUAAGAUCAUUAUGCCAAAUGGAUCUGGAAAAUGUUGGCGUUGAUGAAACAUUAGCUUUCCAAGAAAAUGAAAAUUUUCUUCACAACCAGUCUUCUGUUGUCAAAGAGUGCACCGGAGAACUCAUUGAAGAGUCUAUUGUUGAUCCAACUCCUCAGUCUAAGUUUCAAGGAAAUUUAGAAGUUCAAAAAAAGGUUUCAUUUGAACAUGGACAAUCUAGUGUUAAUCCUGCAGAGUCCACAAUUCUUGAUCCAACUCCUCAGUCUAAGUUUCAAGGUGGUUCAAUCGGAAGGCCAAAACCAGGUUCUACUUCUACUACGUCGGAGUUUAAGCUUAUUCCUACACCAACUGCAACCGAAUCUGCUCGCUUUUCAAGGAAAAGAAAAUUUGUUAUUGAUAAAACGAUGGUCUUGCCUACUGAGGUACUCAAAAGGAGCAUACUUGAUGCAAGUGACUUGGUCUCUGUCCGAAGACCAUUAGGUCUCUCUUUGCUUGAUAAACACAGAAAAUAUCAGCUUUCCAGUCUUCUGGAUAGAUUCAAUGAAUCUCUGUUUACUUGCCACUCCGCAAAGCUCAAGUCCUUGUUUUCAAGUAAGAAAAUGAAGAUUCCAAACUCUCUUAAGAUAAAGGAAACUCUACCAGAGUCAGGUGUGUCAGAAUCUCGAGCUGUUCGCAUUCCAGACCGUAUCGAAAUUCCUCCAAGGUUCUCAGAAACUAUAGGGGAGUUAGAUGUGUCUCAGUCUCAAACUUGUGGUAGUUCGGAUCACACAGCAGCUGCUCCAGAAACACCUCCUUUGUGCCCAAAUGUGAAAGUUAGGACAGUUAAGCAACAUGAGAGAACUGAAACUCAAAAUUCAGAUGAUUUUGUGCCUUCAAGUCCCCAUGAGAGAGAGCAAUCUUUGGAAAGGAGUGCUGAUAUGGUUGAAGAGUUCAAUGAAGAAACCUCAAAUACAUAUGAACCAAUGGAUAAUGAGCAAUGCUUUGCAGUGGAUGAAGAUCUCAAUCUCGUGAAUGAGGAGAUGAAUCCAUCUGACACUGAGAAUUCAAAAAUGUCUGGGUGGUCUGAGAGAACCAGGAAGGUAGCCUCAUACUUGAGCAAAAGUUUUCAAGAUGCAGGGAAACAGAAAGAGUCGGGAUCUGUGAACUUGUCCCAAGUUUCACAAGGAAGAACCCGGAAAGAAUCAGCAAGGCUAUUUUAUGAAAUCCUGGUUUUGAAAACUACCAAUUAUGUGGAUGUGCAACAAAAUGAAGCUUAUGGUGAUAUUGCUGUUAAGAAACUCCCCAAACUUGAUAAAACUUUUGGAGUUUGAUAGUCUGUUUAACUGACAUAGGUAGAUGUCAGAGUUCAUUUAGGAAAAGAAAGUUGAAAGGAAAUAGGUAUAUUAGAAAGUAAAUUUUUUAAUAUAUGGCAUUAGUUUAAAUUAUAUUUAGAAAUACUCUGCCACAAUUUUCCUUUGUACAGUGAUGGCAGAGUUAGAAACUCCAAUUUGCAGGAAAAUCUUCUGCAUUUUUCUUUCAUAUUUAUUACAUUUCAUCAAAUGAUGGUGCUCUUGAAAAAGAUACAGUUGUUUUUAAA